Messenger RNA from Coregonus clupeaformis (lake whitefish), 1254 nucleotides. RefSeq names its product piggyBac transposable element-derived protein 4-like. The record is from RefSeq and is a predicted model, not a curated record. The coding region runs from base 1 to 1254 and encodes 417 amino acids. The transcript has 4 exons. NCBI's taxonomy places the organism in Eukaryota, Metazoa, Chordata, Actinopteri, Salmoniformes, Salmonidae.
AUGAGGCCCGGGCCUACUAGGCAGGCCGUAGGCCAAGCCCGCGACAUCCUCUCCACGUUUCGCUUGUUUUUCACACCCGAGAUAGAAGACAUCAUCCUGGAGAUGACCAAUCUGGAGGGCGUUCGAAAAUACGGAGCCCGAGGCGACGGCGACGACGGCGACGACGACCACCGCCGCCACUACGCCGACGACCACGAAAACCACGAAAACCACGAAGACCGUGACCGCGGCGCGGCGCGGCGGCCGCUGGAAAGCGAUGGACUCCACAGACCUGAGAGCCUACAGAGGGUCUGGGACAAGUGGGUCGAGAGGCUGCCGCUCCUCUACAACCCCGGGCCCGACGUGACGGUGGACGAGCAACUGGUCCCUUUCAGAGGCCGAUGUCCUUUCCGCCAGUAUAUCCCAAGCAAGCCGGCCAAAUACGGCAUCAAGACAUGGGUGGCCUGCGACUCCAAAUCCAGCUACGCCUGGAAGAUGCAGGUCUACACCGGCAAGGCCACAUGCGGAGGCCCCGAGAAGAACCAGGGGAUGAGGGUCGUGCUCGAUUUGACGCAGGGACUCAGGGGUCACAACGUCACCUGCGACAAUUUCUUCACCUCAUACGAGCUCGCGCGCCAGCUCCUGACCAGGAACGUCACCGUGGUCGGCACAGUCAGAAAGAACAAGCCAGAGCUCCCGCAGGCGCUGCUCGCCUCAAAGGACAGGCUCCUCUUCUCCUCCAAGUUCGCCUUCACGUCCACCACCGCUCUAGUGUCCUACCUGGCAAAGAAAAACAAGAACGUCUUACUCCUGAGCACGCUGCACACCGAGGCUCACGUUAGCCGUCGCCAGGACAAGAAGCCGGCCAUCGUCCUAGACUACAACAGCAACAAGGGAGGUGUGGACAACCUAGACAAGGUGAUUGGAACCUACAGCUGCAGGAGGAUGACCGCGCGCUGGCCCCUGGUCAUCUUCCACAACAUCCUUGACGUGUCCUCUUACAACGCUUUUGUCAUAUGGCGAGAGCUCAACCCCACUUGGAUGCCUGGCAAGCGAAACAAGAGGAGGGUGUUCCUCGAGCAGCUGGGAAAGGCACUAGUGACUCCGUUCAUACAAAGAAGGGCCCGUCUCCCUCGCACCGAAGCCUCUGCGGCGCUCGUCAAAGCUGUUCAGAGGGCUACGUAUCGUGAUCAGCCCCCGGCGGAUCACGCCCCGCAGCACCGGACCACGCAGCACCACCGGCCCAAGCACCCAACCCCGCACAACCCACAAUAA